This is a messenger RNA of Spinacia oleracea (spinach), 1695 nucleotides long. RefSeq lists its product as uncharacterized. The coding region runs from base 1 to 1695 and encodes 564 amino acids. The transcript has 5 exons. Lineage: Eukaryota; Viridiplantae; Streptophyta; Magnoliopsida; Caryophyllales; Amaranthaceae. The record is from RefSeq and is a predicted model, not a curated record.
AUGGCCAAUGAUCUUUGGAUGCAGAUGUUCCCCAGUGCUGAAGUUGGUUUCUUGUCUGAAGGGCUUUUUUACCAUUGUCCUAUGGUCCUCUCUUUGUACCCCUGUAGUAACAUUUCAAAGAAUCCUUUUAGGUAUUUUGACAUGUGGAAGUAUGCUGAUGGCUACACAGAGCUAGUUCAAAAUACCUGGAGUAAAACUGAUAUUGGUACAUUGAUGUAUCAAGUUGUGGGAAGCUACAACUGCCAAACAGUACAGAAUUGUGCAUUCUAUUUAUCAUCUUUCUUGAGACAAAAAGCUAAAGAGGUAUGGGCUAAAGGUGGAGAUGAGAAUAAUGCUAUAUUCCAUAAAAGAAUUCGAGCUAGAGUACUGCAUAAUUCUGUGUAUGCUAUCCAUGAUAUGGAUGGGAAUCGGGUGUGUGAUGAGCAGUUAGUGGCCAAUGCUUUUCUGCAGUAUUACCAGAAGCUCUUGGGUUCAACUACAGCUCAUAGAAGUUGUAUUAUGCCUGAGAUAGUGGCUGCUGGUGACAAAGCACCUGGGCCUGAUGGUUUUGGGAGCCAUUUCUUUAAGGAUAAUUGGCAUGUAGUAGGUGGACAUGUUACUAAAGCUGUACUGGAUUUCUUCAGGAUCGGUAAGAUUUUGAAGGAGAUAAUCUCUACUACAAUUACUUUGAUACCAAAGACAAAAUGCCCUUCUAGUGUUGUUGAGUUCAGACCCAUAUCCUGCUGUAAUGUAAUUUAUAAAUGCAUCACCAAGAUGUUGUGUGACAGGAUGAAAGUGGUGUUACCGGGUUUGAUUGCUGAAAAUCAAGGGGCUUUUGUCCAUGGUAGAUUCAUCAUGCAUAACAUCAUGAUAUGUCAAGAUAUUGUGAGACAGUAUGGAAGGAAGAAUGCAGCCCCUAGUUGUUUUCUUAAGUUAGAUAUGCAGAAGGCAUAUGACACAAUUGAGUGGGGAUUCUUGGAAGAGAUGCUAAUUGCUUUGGGUUUUCCUGAUCAAUUUAUUAAAUGGGUUAUGGUCUGUGUCACUACCCCUAAAUUUUCCCUUAUAAUCAAUGGCAGUGUACAUGGUUUUUUUACUUCAAAAAGGGGGUUUAAGGCAAGGGGAUCCACUCUCACCUCUGUCGUUUGUGAUGAUUUGAUUCUUUGCUGCAAAGGUGAGUCAAAGUCUAUUCUCAUGCUCCUUCAGAGCUUAAAAUUCUUCUCUGACACAUCUGGUUUGAAAGAUAAUAUUCAAAAAUUAGCCAUUUAUGUUAUUAGCAUGAAACAAGAAGAGUUUGAAAAAGUGGUGGAGAUCUCUGGUUUCACUGCAGUUUUUGUGUUGCCAAAGCAUACUCUCAAAACUGUGGAAGCUAUCUGUACAGAUUUCCUGUGGCAAGGUACUUAUUUCAGUUCUAAACCUGGAUAUGUAGCUUGGAAGAAAGUGUGUUCAGCAAAGAAAGAAAGAGGGCUAGGAAUUAGAAAUGUUCAGGUGUGGAACAUUGCAGCUCUGGGGAAGUAUGUGUGGGCAGUAGCCAGAAAACAAGACAUUAUGUGGGUUAGAUGGGUCAAUGCCAUAUGUGUGAAGAGUGAGAACUGGUGGGGAUAUCAGCCAACCGCUGAUAGUGGGUGGUAUUGGAGGAAAAUAUGUGCAGUUAAGGAGAAAUUGAAAGAGUAUUAUGAUGAAAGAAGCUUUGCUCAGUUGCCUAAGUAUUCUGCGUAG